Messenger RNA from Prunus armeniaca (apricot), 339 nucleotides. The record is from the annotation of a GenBank genome assembly. NCBI's taxonomy places the organism in Eukaryota, Viridiplantae, Streptophyta, Magnoliopsida, Rosales, Rosaceae.
AUGCAAGGGUUGUUGCAAGCACUAUACCAGAUGAGAUUGGAGCUUGGUAAUCUUAGCCCUGGGGGGCAAUCAAUUGAGUGGAUCAAUUCCAACUUCACUGGGAUGACGAAUCUCCAAGGCACUAUACCAAAUGAGAUGGGAGAUCUUCAAAAUUUAGAGGUUUUUGCAGUUAGAGAAAAUAAUCUGAAUGGCCUCAUCCCAUCCUCAGUCUUCAAUAUAUCCACCAUCAGAGUAAUGGCCCUUGAUAAGAAUCCGCUAUCGGGUAGCCUCCCAGCAAACAUAGGCCUCGGGGUUCCAAACCUACAACUCUUUUAUGUGGGAGCAACUGACCUCAGCUGA